AUGGAGGUGCUGCUCCUAGGCAGCCUACUGUGUCUUGCCAGUAUAGCAUCAGGCAAUAUCUUUGAAUAUGAAGUAGAUUCCCAGCCCUUGCGCCCUUGUGAACUUCAGAGAGAGCAGGCAUUCUUGAAGAAAGAGGAUCACAUCCCUCAAUGCCUAGCAGAUGGCAGAUUUCGGAAUGUACAAUGCAGCAACAAUGGCCUUUCAUGCUGGUGUGUGGAUGCUGAAGGAACAGAGGUGCCAGGCAGUAAGCAGGCUGGAUUGCCAGAUGCCUGUCUAUCCUUUUGCCAACUCCACAAACAAAAGAUCUUGGUAAGCAGCUACAUCAAUAGCACUGCCACCUCCUACCUCCCUCAGUGUCAAGAUUCAGGAGAAUAUGAGCCAGUGCAGUGCGAUCUGGCCAGGGUGCAGUGCUGGUGUGUGGAUUCUGAAGGAAUGGAAGUAUAUGGUACCCGGCAGCAAGGGAAGCCAACAAGAUGCCCAGGAAGCUGUGAGAUCAGGAAUCGUCGUAUCCUUCAUGGCGUGGGAGAAAAGUCACCUCCUCAGUGUUCAUCUGAUGGAGAGUUUAUGCCAGUCCAGUGCAAAUUCGUCAACACCACAGAUAUGAUGAUUUUUGACCUGGUUAAUAGCUACAAUAGGUUUCCAGAGGCAUUUUUGACAUUCAGUUCCUUCAGAAGCAGAUUCCCAGAAGUCUCAGGAUAUUGCUACUGUGCUGACAGUCAGGGACGGGAAUUGGCAGAGACAGGAUUAGAGUUACUGCUGGAUGAAAUUUAUGACACCAUUUUUGCUGGUCUGGAUCCUGCUUCCACCUUCACAGAAACCACCCUAUACCGGAUACUCCAGAGACGGUUUCUAGCAGUUCAAUUAGUCAUCUCUGGAAGAUUCCGUUGUCCAACAAAGUGUGAGGUUGAGAGGUUGGCAGCAAUUAGCUUUCAACAUUCCUAUAUGCCAUCCUGCAAGGACAAUGGCGAAUACCAACCUGUACAAUGCCAAAAGGAAAGACUAUGCUGGUGUGUGGAUGCCAAAGGAAAAGAAAUCUCUGGGACACGACAGCAGGGGAAGUUACCAUCCUGUGGUGCAGAAAGAUCUUGUGUCUCCGAGAGGCAGCAGGCUUUGUCCAAACUCUUCUUUGGACCUGGUGGACACUUCAGUCAACACAGUUUAUUCUUUGCCCCAGAAGAAAGGCAAGAACCUCAGAAGGUUGCUAGGUUUGCCAAGACCUGUCCUCCUUUCUUCAAAGAGCUGUUUGUAGACUCUGGGCUGUUGCUCCCUUUCACUGAAAGGGAAGGUGCUACUCAAUUCUUCACCUUGGAAACUUUCCUCAGUGAAGCUUUUGGGGUGCUGUUUCCCUCCAGGGACCUAGCUCUGCUUGCUCUCCAGUUCACCACAGACCCAAAGCGACUCCAACAAAACCUUUUUGGAGGGAAAUUCUUGGAGAACAUAAGCCGAUUUAACUUAUCGGGGGCCAUUGGUGCCAGGAGUACAUUUAACUUUACCCAAUUUUUUCAGCAAAUUGGUCUACAAGGAAUCAAGAACAGAGGAGAUUUAGUUGAACUGACCCAACAGCUAUCAGCUGGCCCUGAUGAGGUUCUUGCAAAUUCAAAGGAAAGGUUGACUCUGAAUCAAUCAAUUGUGGGCAGUUUGGGCCAGAAGGUUAAUUUACAGGAUAACCAAAACAAGUUAAAAUUUCUCUCCUCUAUUAUGGAGCUGCCAGAGUUUCUUCUUUUCUUGAAGGGUGUGAUUUCUGUCCCAGAGAAUAUAGCCAGAAGUCUAGGGGAUGUCAUAAAAAUGGCCCUUGAAUCCCAGGCCUGUGAACAGCCAUCCAGAGAGCUGUUUGUUCCUACAUGCACUGAUGGGGGCAAUUAUGACCAAGUUCAGUGCUUUGCUGGAGAGUGCUGGUGUGUGGAUCCCCAGGGCCGAGAGCUCCGAGCUUCAAGGAUCCGAGGCCAACGACCCAGGUGUCCCUCUGAAUGUGAGAAACAAAGGGAAUGGGCACAAGUUUUCAUGAGAAGCCUGCCUGCAGGGUCAAGUCUUUCUGUCCCUUCCUGUUCCAGUGAUGGAAGUUUCCUCCCAGUUCAGUGCUCUGAUUCAGGUUGUUACUGUGUUGAUUCUGAGGGUCAAACCAUUCCUGGAACUGAAAAGAUGAAUGGAGAAUCCAAGCAAUGUCCAACUACUUGUCAGUUGGCAGCAGAGCAAAUGUUCUUAUGGACAGCCCGGACUCUCCUGGGUGAGCCCAGCCUGUUGCCCCAGCUCUCUGACAUCUACAUCCCUCAAUGUAAUUCCAGAGGUCAGUGGAAAAGGGUGCAGUGCAAUGGGCCUCCUGAGCAAGCCUUCCAGUGGUACCAGCGGUGGAUCACCCAGAACAAUGGUGGCCAAGAGCUGCCCCUAGCUGAAGUAAUCCAAAGGAUGAUGAGCUAUAAAGAAGCAUCCUCUGAGGCCUUCAGCAUCUUCAUUGAAAAACUGUAUGAAGCUGGCCAUCAAAAUAUCUUCCCAAUACUCACUGAUUACUCUUCCUUCCAAGCUGUGCCAAUUGAAGUGUUGGAUGGCAAUGUGACAAUGGCUGGAGAUAACAUUCUUUUUGACCCAUUCACAUUCUGGCAGCUACUGACUGGGAAGCUCAGUCGUUAUCCUGGGCCCUAUACAGAUUUCAGCUCCCCCUUGGGCCAUUUUGAGCUCAGAAAUUGUUGGUGUGUAGAUGAGAAUGGACAAGAACUUAAAGGAACUCAAGUUGAAACCAACAAAGUCCCUGCAUGUCCUGGUGCAUGCGAGGAGGUGAGACUCCAAGUCAUUCAGUUCAUUGAGGAAUCAGAAGAAAUCAUCAGGGCUUCCAACAGCUCUCAAUUUGCCUUGGGGGAGAGUUUUCUGAUGGCUAAGGGAAUCCUGCUGAGUGAUGAAGAGCUGUCCCGUCCUCUCUCCUUCCCAUCCAAGGAGACAUUCUCAAACUCCAUGUUCCAUGGGAGUGAUUAUGCCCUCCGAGUAGCAGCACAGUCUACUUUAUCCUUUUAUCAGAGAAGCCAGUCUACUCUGGGAGACCCUGUGAAUGAAGCAACCAUCCUGGGAUAUCAUCCAUAUGUCCCGCAGUGUGAUGGAUUUGGUAACUGGGAGCCUCUCCAGUGCUCUGAAAGUACUGGACACUGCUGGUGUGUGGAUGAGAAGGGACAGUAUGUUGCAGACUCCUUGGCUGCUCGCUCCACAAGAUUGCCACAGUGUCCCUCAGUGUGUGAGAAAUCUCAGACUAAUGGGUUGAUUUCCAAUUGGGAACAAGGUAGUGCUGAAGGCAAUGCUUCUCCAGGAGACCUAUUCACCCCAUCCUGCCUAGAGACAGGAGAAUACAACCGGCUACAGGAAUCAGAGAGCAAUACCUGGUGUGUCAACCUGGCAUCUAGGGAGGGCACCCGACUUGGUGAACUCCCUUCUAACAGCAGCAACCCGUGCCCUAGCACUUGUAACACAUUAAUGGAAAAAGCCAACUUGAGGGAAGUUGGCAGUGGAUAUAUCCCUACUUGUGAAGGAAGGGACGGACGUUUCUCGCCAGUGCAGUGUGACCUGGAUCAGGAGAGCUGCUGGUGUGUGCUUGCAAAUGGCGAGGAGGUGCCAGGAACACGAGUCCAUGGAGGCAGACCCUCAUGUGAAAGUCCACAGUGUCCUCUCCCAUUUAGUGCCUCUGAUGUAGUCCAUGGAGUAGUCCUUUGUGAGAAGGGGACUGACAAAAGACAGGCUGUUCAGCAAUGCCAGCUUAUAUGUCGCCAGGGCUAUCACCUUGCUUUGCCUCGUGGACCAUUUGCAUGUAAUAUAGAGAGCCAGCGCUGGAUUUCAGAGCCCCCUCUGCCCCAAGCUUGUCAGAAGCUCCAAUUGUUGCAGACCGUGCAAACCCAAGUACAGUUCCAUCUUCAGCUUCCCCCAGGGAAGAUGUGCAGUUCUGACUACUCUGGCUUACUCCAGGCUUUCCAAAGUUUUAUACUGGAUGAACUAAAGGCCCGAGGAUUCUGCCAGAUUCAGGGGAACACAUUUGGGGCUGUUUUCUCUUUUCCCGUCUGCGAUGACUCUACGGUGCAGGUGGAGUGUCUGACUGGGGAGCGCCUAGGAGUGAACGUUACAUGGAGCUCCCAGCUAGAGGACAUCCCAGCAACCUCUUUUCCUGACUUCCAUGAUAUUGAAAAGGCCUUCAUGGGAAAUGACCUUGUUGGACGCUUUGCAAAGUUGAUUCAGAGUGGUGGUUUCCAGCUUUAUUUGGAUUCUAAGAUAUUCCCAGCAGACACUACCAUACGAUUCCUCCGAGGAGGUGACUUUGACACAUCUCCAGCUAUACAAUUUGGAUGCAAGAAAGGAUUCCAAAAGAACUCACCCCAAGGCAAAACGGUUCUGGAUUUGCCAGGAUGUGUUAUCUGCCCUGAAGGCAGCUACUUUCAGAAUGAAGAAUGUGUCCCCUGUUCUCCUGGAUUCUACCAAGAGCAGCCAGGCAGCUUGGCCUGUGUCCGGUGUCCUGCAGGCAGAACAACCAUUUCAAUUGGAGCUUUCAGUCAAAGUCACUGUGUUACUGAUUGCCAGAAGAAUGAUCUGGGACUGCAGUGUGACGAUGAUGGUGCUUACAGUCCUAGCCAGAGAGACCCAAGUGGCAGGGGAGCCUUCUGUGUGGACAGUCUUGGAAAGACAUUGGCUUGGACAGAAACAGAUGGUUCUUUGACCAGUUCCCAAUGCCUAAUGCUACGGAAAUUUGAACAAGCCCCAGAAUCUAAGGUAAUCUUCAGUGCCAGUGAUGCUUUGGUGGUUCAAUCUAAAACCAUGAAAGGAGAAUUUCCACUGAUGCAGUGCCUCUUGGAUUGUUCUCUUGAUGAGGCUUGUAGCUUCCUCACAGUGACAGUGGCUGGAUCCGAUGCUGUAUGUGAUUUCUACGCUGGCACAGAUGUCAAUAUUGAUUGCAUAGCUUCCAACCAGGAACAAGGUGCCCUGGGAAAUGCUGCUGCCACCAGCUUUCAACAUCUGAACUGUCUUCUUAAAGUGAAGAAUGAUGAUAAAGCAUCUGUGACUGUAUAUUUGAAGAAAGGGUAUGAAUUUACUACAUCUGGUCAGAAAACAUUCGAGAAGACGAAUUUCCAGAAUACUCUCUCUGGAGUCUACAGAUCCAUUAUGUUCUCAAUUGAUGGAGCAAAUCUGAUGGAUACUCAUCUCUACUGCCACUUGGCCUGUGAUGGAGAACCCUGCUGUGAUGGCUUCAUUCUCACUCAGACCUUGCUUGGAGGGGGUACUAUCCUCUGCUCACUUAUAAGCUCCCCAGAUGUCCUGAUCUGCAAUAAAAAUGACUGGAGGUCUUCUUCAGAGAACCAAGGUGACAGCAUAUGUGAUAAUAUGAAAUAUGACCCAAGGAAGAAGCAGUUUUUAUUGAGCCUGGGAGGGCAAGCAUUCACAGGAAGUUCUGAACUUUUUGAAGGAAUUGAAGGUCCCUUUAUAAGUUUCCAAGAAGUCUAUCUCUGGAAAGACUCAGAUGUGGCCACUCGGACAAAGUCUACAGAAUGUAGCCUGGAUGCGGUUCAAGGACAGGGCCCUCCACCAAUACCAGAUUCAACAAUGGAACUUUUCUCCCAAGUGAAUACAGAGAGGGUUGUCAUAGAUGGAAACAGAACUGUGCCCAGCCAACAACACUGGCUCUUCAAGCUCCAGUUUUCAGCCCAGCAGGCAAAGCUGUGGUGUCUCUCUCGCUGUGCUCAGGAGAACACGUUCUGUCAGCUGGCAGAAGUCCAGAACACCAGCAGUGGGGAUUUCACUUGCACACUCUUCCCAGAAGCUCAGACAUGUGACAAUUCCCUUACGUUCACACCUGAGAGCUGCAUGUUUGUUCUUCCCUACAGACCACAGACCCUUUUCCAUAAAAAAGUCAUCUUGGGAGACAAAGUGACAAACUUUUAUAUUCGUCUGCCAUUCCAAGAACUGAGGGGGAUAUCUGUAAGAAGCAAAAUAUCCAUGACAAGAAAACCCCUUUCCAAUGGGUUCUUUGAAUGUGAACGAAGGUGUGAUGCUGAUCUUUGCUGCAAAGGCUUUGGCUUUCUCAAUGUUUCCCAGAGAGAAGGAGGAGAGCUGAUGUGCCUGACUCUGAGCCAUCUAGGAUUCCAGACAUGCAGUGAAGAAGCCACAGGCACCUGGCGUAUUUUGGACUGUAGCUCUCCUGAUGUCGAAGUCAGAACAUAUCCCUUUGGCUGGUACCAGAAACCUGUGGUUCAAGCUGAUGCUUCCAGCAUGUGCCCAUCUUCCCUUCUGCCUUCCCCCCUAGAGAAAGUCUCUUUGGACUCAUGGCAAUCGUUGGACAUCUCUUCAGCUCUGAUUGAUCCAUCUAUCAUGAACUUUGAUAUAGCCCACAUCAGUACAGAUGCUUCCAAUAACUUCUCUGCUGCCAGAGACCUCUGCCUGUCAGAAUGUUCCCAGAAGCCAGCCUGCCACAUCACAACCCUGCAGAUCCAGCCUUCAACUGUCCGGUGUGUGUUUUAUCCAGACACCCAGAGCUGCGCUCACAGCCUACAGGGCCACAGCUGCCGACUCUUGCUCCGGGAGGAGGCCACCUACAUUUAUAGGAAGAAGCGAGGUGUCUCCAUGCGAAGUUCUAGUACAGACCCAGUCACGGUGUUCAUUGGUACCCAAGGGACUCUGAAGGGCAAAUCUGAGGCAAUUCAAGUGGGUGCUGAGUGGAAACGAAUCAUCCAGUUCUUUGGAGUUCCAUAUGCAGCCCCACCACUGGCACAAAGGCGAUUCAGUGCCCCAGAGUCAUUUAACUGGACUGGGACUUGGGAAGCCACUGUGCCACGGGCCAAGUGUUGGCAGCCUGGAUUUGGAAAGACUUCAUCAUCUUCCACUGUCAGUGAAGACUGUUUGUACCUGAAUGUGUUUGUCCCUCAAAAUCUUGGCCAGAAUGCAUCUGUGCUAGUGUUUUUCCACAAUGCUGAUGAAAAUGGCAGGAGGAGGUCACAGCUAGACCUGGAAGGAUCUUUCCUUGCUGCAGUUGGAGAUAUCAUUGUGGUUACUGCAAACUAUCGAGUUGGCAUCUUUGGUUUCCUGAGCACUGGGUCUAAGGAAGCCAGUGGAAACUGGGGCCUGUUGGAUCAGGUAGCAGCUCUGAAAUGGGUACAGGCUCACAUUGGAAGCUUCGGUGGAGAUCCCCGCAAAGUGUCGGUGGCAGCAGAUCGAGGUGGUGCUGACAUUGCCAGUAUCCACCUUGUGACAACCACUGCCAACUCUAGACUCUUCAAAAGAGCGAUACUGAUGGGUGGCUCAGUCCUCUCUCCUGCAGCAACAAUUAGCCAGAAAAGGGCUCAAGAACAGGCAGCAGCUCUCGCCGGGGAAGUCAACUGUCCAACCUCUCCUGAAGGUGAUAUGAUGUCCUGCCUCCGCCAGAAACCUGCUGACAUCCUCAAUAAUGCUCAAACCAAGCUCUUGGCAAUAAGUGGCCCAUUUCAUUACUGGGGACCAGUGGUUGAUGGUGUCUAUCUCCAAGAGACUCCAACUAGAACAUUACAGCGAUCUCCAAGGAUGAAAGUGGAUGUGCUCAUUGGAAGUGCCCAACGAGAUGGGCUGAUCAACAGAGCAAAGGCCAUUAAGAAAUUCGAAGAGAGUCAAGGCCGAACCAGUAGCAAAACAGCCUUUUACCAAGCUCUUCAGAAUUCCCUGGGUGGAGAGAACUCGGAUGCCAGCAUUGAAGUGGCAGCGACUUGGUAUUAUUCCCUUGAGCAUUCAACUGAAGAUUACUCAUCAUUCUCCAGGGCACUGGAAAAUGCAACUCGGGACUACUUUAUCAGCUGCCCCAUUAUUGACAUGGCUAGUCACUGGGCAAGGGCAACCCGAGGGAAUGUCUACAUGUACUACGUGCCUGAAACCUACGCUCAGAACAGCCUAGAGUUGCUGGCUGAUGUCCAAUAUGCCUUUGGACUACCCUUCCAUCCUCAGUACAAACAACAGUUUACUCUGGAAGAAAAAAACCUGUCAUUGAAAAUAAUGCAGUAUUUCAGCAAUUUCAUCAAGACAGGAAAUCCCAAUUAUCCUUAUGACUUCUCUAGGAAGAUACUAGAGACUACAGCCUUGUGGCCAGAAUUCCUACCCCACACUAAUGGCGAUAACUACAAAGAAUUCAGUCCUGGACUUCCAAACCAGCGGGGAUUGAAAAAAGCCGAAUGUUCCUUCUGGUCUAAGUACAUCCAAACACUGAAAGCAUCUACAGGUGAAGCUGAGAGCCAACAGCCAUUGGUGGCAGAAGAGGAGCUUGGGUCUGUGGAGCUCCAAUCACACCUCGGUGUCCCUGAGGAGGGUCAAAAAAGCUACAGCAAAUAACGAGAAUGUCACACUGAGAAUCAUUGAUUUAAAUCAUAUUUGGCUAUUUCUCAUAGCUACAAAGAUCGUCUCUCUUUCUCCCCCAUCACUGUGCCACCUUUAUGUCUCUAAUAACAAUUCAUCAUGCAUGAAUAAAUAAAUUUGCAUAAACAAAUAAUAA
Monodelphis domestica (gray short-tailed opossum) is the source of this 8467-nucleotide messenger RNA. It is a transcript of the gene TG, whose product is annotated as thyroglobulin. Lineage: Eukaryota; Metazoa; Chordata; Mammalia; Didelphimorphia; Didelphidae. Gene Ontology annotation, biological process: thyroid hormone generation. The record is from RefSeq and is a predicted model, not a curated record.